GGCACAGGCGAACAGGACAACCAUCCCGGCGAGCCUCCCUUCUCCGGCAAACCUUGCAUCGCGGGCAGUUCCAGAACUCGGACUCUCAAAAAUUCAUUCCUAAUUCGAGGUUCUGCCUCCCACCUCCACUUGGUGGCUGAAGUUAUGGGUUCGGAGAUUGAAACAGUUGAGCAAAGGUUGAAAUCGUUUCUCAGUCAGCUUCAAUCUGAGUUUGGCAUUCUCGAUCGAAUUGUGUACAAAAACAAGAAUCAACACAGAAGAUGCUCUUAUUUUCAGUACCUGAUGAAGGUGAGAAGAGACUUAAGACUUCUCAAAUCAGCAAAUCCGGAGGAGAUUUUCAGUGCCUCAUUUGAUGUCAUCCAUGGAAAGAGGCCUAAGCAAAAGGUGCAGCUUCUGGAAAGCCUGAAGAAGAGAAGAACAGACAGUAACAAGCACAACUUUUUGGAUCGGCUCCUGGGAGUUGCUCACCUGUUGUCACAGAUGGCUGAGCCGAUGUUGAAGGCAGCAACGCAGGUAUCAACUCUUCUUGCUCGAUCAUUUUUCAUGGGGUUUUCAUUGACGGUGUUGGCCUUGUUGGCGCGAAUCAGAGUUUUGGUUCAGCAAAUGCUUCUAGAUGUUGUUUGUGUAUUCAACUGCAUAUCCUCUCUUUCUCAAAAGGAACAAGCUGUUAGGUUAACUCAAGAACGAUUUGAGGUUUUUAGAGAAUAUUACCCCGCAAAGCAACAACCUGCUACUUUCCUAGAAUGCAUUUGGGAGACAGAUAAGUAUAGAUUAACUGAGAGGAAAGGUGCAAGUGAGGUUGAAAACCAGGAAAAGAAAACCAAAGAAGAUGCUGCUUGUAUUGAAACAUCAAAGAUUCAGUACCAAAGUGUAGAGAUUUUCCUAGGAGAAGACGAAUGUGAUAACACUGUCCCUGAUGAAGUUAAUGUAGAAAGAUCAUCUUCCUUGAAUAAAAAGGAUAAGAGUUCUUCCCCGUUGAGUCCUAUCCCUGAGAGUAAUGAUGAUGAGACGCAAGUUCCACCAGGUUCAGAUAUUGCGGUUUCUCCUGACAAGAGUAUUGUUUGUACUGGAAGCGGGAUAAUUAAGGGUGAUGCUGAAGUGAAAAUCAAGCCUAAAGCAAAGCGUAAUGUUGCAUUUGUAAUGUUGCAUUUGUGUCGGUAAAAGUAUCUGCUCCUCCUUCACUGUCAUCUGUGAAUGAACCAGGACAUUGCCUUAAAGGAAAGGAAAAGGGUGGUUCUUCAACUACAAAAGAAGACCCAUUUUUCAGUUUACUUACAACAGGAGGAAACAGGAAUACUACUUUGUUUUAAUUAUUUUUACCGAGAAUCAAUUUUAAACUCCCGUCAACCCAUGUUUACUA
Ipomoea nil (Japanese morning glory) is the source of this 1360-nucleotide messenger RNA. RefSeq lists its product as uncharacterized. The record is from RefSeq and is a predicted model, not a curated record. The coding region runs from base 145 to 1161 and encodes 338 amino acids. Lineage: Eukaryota; Viridiplantae; Streptophyta; Magnoliopsida; Solanales; Convolvulaceae. The transcript has 3 exons.